Molecule: messenger RNA, 2016 nt
Organism: Scomber scombrus (Atlantic mackerel)
Lineage: Eukaryota; Metazoa; Chordata; Actinopteri; Scombriformes; Scombridae
Product: leptin receptor gene-related protein
Exons: 4
Coding region: 170-562 (130 amino acids)
Biological process (GO): negative regulation of growth hormone receptor signaling pathway; late endosome to vacuole transport via multivesicular body sorting pathway
Cellular component (GO): endosome
Source: RefSeq, a predicted model, not a curated record
CUGCAGCUUUAAGACAGUCACCUGACGACAAAGACGGCGGGGGGGGGGGGGGGACGACGACGACUCAUGGAGGAAGCAGGAAGUUCGUCUACCAAGAAACAGAGCCUGAGCACAUAAACAAUACACAAAGGAACUAAAGUCGUACUGACACUUGGACACAGUUUUCGCAAUGGCGGGUAUCAAAGCACUGGUUGGUUUGUCCUUCAGUGGUGCCAUCGGCCUGACAUUUCUUCUUCUGGGUUGUGCACUGGAACAGUAUGGGGUAUACUGGCCGCUUUUUGUCCUGAUUUUUUAUGUCUUGAGCCCCAUCCCGACCUUCAUAUCCAGACGCCUCAGUGAUGAUGACUCCGCCAGCAAUGCAUGCAGAGAGCUGGCCUACUUCUUAACGACGGGCAUUGUCGUGUCAGCCUUUGGGCUCCCUAUUAUCUUAGCCCGCACCAGCACAAUCCAGUGGGGUGCCUGCGGCCUGGUGAUGACAGGAAACGCCGUCAUCUUCCUCACAAUCCUCGGCUUUUUCGUGGUGUUUGGAGGUGGCGACGACUUUAGCUGGGAGCAGUGGUAGUGUGCCUUUGGACAGUGGCCAGACAGAAGGAUGGAUGGAUGGAUGGAUGGAUGGAUGGGUGGGUUGGUGAAUAGUUUAAUGUAUAGACUGAAGACUGAGGGGCACAUGUGUCCUGUACUCAGUGGAGGGGGUCACACUCAGGUAUAGGCCUUUAAAAAUGUAAAGAAAUUAUUGGGCAUGUUAUUUGGCCAAAUUUUAUAUUACGGGGUAUCACAACCUGUUAAUGUGCCUUAUGUCUGAGACCAGAGAGACACUGAUGUCUACACCCCUCUCAUGCUAUAACUCCAUCACUAUCCACCUUAGUCCAUGUAUUUUAGCUUGUCUUGCAUUUGUUUCAACCCUCAAAUCAUCUUUCCCAUUGCAGCUUUCUGCUAUUUCAUUAGUUAAUCACUUUCAUAAAGGGAUCCUAAAGAGCAACUCUAUUGUAAUCUACAUUAUCUGUCCUCAGUGUUCAAGGGGGAAGCGGCUAUACUGAGUUAGGGCUUGCUUAUUACGAGUGUUUCUAUUUAAAGAGUAAUGGCAAGGUAAGUUAUCCUAAUUCAUGCUAUCUGACAAGUAGUUAUAGGAUUCCUAAUCAGGUAAGAUGUGUUUGUAUGGAGAUCUUGUGUGUGUUUUUUUUUUUUGUUAUUUUGCUAGAAGACUUUAAAGCCUUACAUUUUGUUCUGGUGCAAUUGUUUACAUUCUCACCAAAGAUCAUUUUUUAGACUGCAAAAAAAAAAGAGGAGCAUAUUCACCACUGAACUGUGGGGAUUUGAUGUAGCACUGUGUAGUGAAUAUCUAAACCUCUAUGCUCAGUUGUUGUGUGAACAGUCCAGAGAAGUCCAUUUUAUAUAUUCAUGCAGACAAUGAACAAAUUCAUACUAUUGAUAAAAGAACAUAUUGUUAAAUAGUGAAAUAUAUUUAACAUGUUUAAAUGCAGUACAUGCAUGUUUUUAAGCUCAAUAUCUUUGUCCUAAUUGAGAGGACUCCACCUGCAAAAUCAUUCAUAAGUGCCUGUUCAUACACAGUGAAUAUUUUAAUUAAUGGAAAAAUCACUGUGUCAAUUUUUCCAUUGACAUCUGUAAAUCAAUACUUCAUCCUCGUGUAUUUUUUCAUCAUCAGUAAUUGACCUUUAAUGACUUUCUGGAGUUUGUCAGUUUGGUUCAUAGACUAUCAUCAGAUCCAAUACUAUCAAUGUUGUAAAAAUUCUGCUCACUGUCAUAUAUAUAGUUGCUCAUGUGCUUAAUUCCUCAUACACAACUCUGUUGCAAAAGGAAAAAAAUAUACUGUGCCUUUGACAACUGACAUGUUCAUAACCGUCUGUGGGGGAGCUUUGCUCUUUCUAUUGUGACUUCCCUAGCCACACUUUAAAAACACUAACGAGCACUUUAUGAGCUCUCAAGUGUCAUUUUGUAAGCUCCUGACUGCAUUUUGUUUUCUAACAUUGAUUAAAAUCCUCUGUAUAGUGAAACAAA